GUGCUCUUGCUGUGGUCCCUCCCUUCGCCGCUGCUGCGCUCCAGCUGCUGCCGCCGCUGCCUGGCUGCCGGUGUCUCUGUUUUCUAUUCCGUACAGUAUAAUAUUCAAUGUAACACCAUGACAGGCAUUGCCGCUGCCUCCUUUUUCUCCAACACCUGCAGGUUCGGGGGCUGCGGACUUCAUUUCCCCACCUUGGCCGAUCUCAUCGAGCACAUUGAAGACAACCAUAUCGAUACAGAUCCUAGAGUUUUAGAAAAGCAGGAACUGCAGCAGCCCACAUAUGUUGCCCUCAGUUACAUCAACAGAUUUAUGACUGAUGCUGCACGUCGGGAGCAAGAAUCCCUAAAGAAGAAGAUACAGCCAAAGCUGUCACUAACGCUGUCGAGCAGCGUGUCUCGUGGAAGUGUCUCCACACCUCCUCGUCAUAGCAGUGGCAGCCUUACCCCACCCGUCACACCCCCCAUCACCCCAUCCUCUUCCUUCCGAAGCAGCACUCCUACAGGUAGCGAGUAUGAUGAAGAAGAAGUGGAUUAUGAAGAAUCGGAUAGCGAUGAGUCCUGGACCACAGAAAGUGCCAUUAGCUCGGAGUCUAUCCUGAGCUCCAUGUGUAUGAAUGGAGGAGAUGAAAAGCCUUUUGCCUGUCCUGUCCCUGGGUGUAAAAAGAGAUACAAGAAUGUGAAUGGUAUCAAGUACCAUGCCAAGAAUGGUCACAGAACACAGAUCCGUGUGCGCAAGCCGUUUAAGUGCCGCUGUGGAAAGAGCUACAAGACUGCUCAGGGGCUCCGGCACCACACCAUCAACUUCCACCCUCCACUGUCUGCCGAGGUGAUCAGGAAGAUGCAGCAAUAAUGACGCCGCUGGUCCCCACUGUGCCAACAACCGUCACCAGCAGUUGCUGAUUUUUUUUCAGAACAGCCACCUUUUUUUUUUUUUUUUUUUUUUUUAAGGGCUGAAAAACACUUGCCCUCCAAAAAAAAAAAAAAACAUACACUACAGAUUGAAUGCAUGCUUUAAUUGUUUUCAUGUAUUUUGGAAUGAUGUAUCUCUGUAGAGUUUGUGUUUUUGUACAUUUGCACAGUCAGCUCAUACCUAUUUCUCAUUACGUUUGACAUAAGGUGCUAAUUAUAAUUAUAUAUAUAUAUAUAUAUAUAUAUAUAUAUAUAUAUGUAUAUAUAUAAACUAACUGGGACAGUAUUAACUGCAGCUCAGUAGCCCAACACAUGCUCUGCAGAAGUCACGUUGGAUUGAAUAAGGGUUGAUCGAGUUUAAUUCAUUUAAUAAUGCUGGGAGAAGAUACAAUAAAGGCCUAUUCACACAGGACCAGAUGCUACAAGUAGAUCUAGUAUGAUACACCGCACCAGGAUAAAAAAAAAAUAGAACCUGUAGUUUUGAUCCGAACCGUUCACACUGCCUGAGAUGCAACUCUGAGAAUCGUAUUUGGUUGUUUUUUUUAGCGAUUGUCACGUGGCAGCUGGGGAACUGACCAAUGAGCAAUCAGAGGUUAUCACAUCACGGGUGCCUGUCGCUACUGGUGUGAAAGGUUGUGCCGC
Molecule: messenger RNA, 1550 nt
Organism: Polyodon spathula (Mississippi paddlefish)
Lineage: Eukaryota; Metazoa; Chordata; Actinopteri; Acipenseriformes; Polyodontidae
Product: juxtaposed with another zinc finger protein 1
Exons: 5
Coding region: 118-849 (243 amino acids)
Cellular component (GO): nucleus
Source: RefSeq, a predicted model, not a curated record